This is a messenger RNA of Suillus fuscotomentosus, 1149 nucleotides long. RefSeq lists its product as uncharacterized. Bases 121 to 1128 code for a protein of 335 amino acids. The transcript is spliced from 3 exons. NCBI's taxonomy places the organism in Eukaryota, Fungi, Basidiomycota, Agaricomycetes, Boletales, Suillaceae. The record is from RefSeq and is a predicted model, not a curated record.
GUCGCAUUUACCCUUGAGCAGUUACUUGCACUGACUACAACUUUUACACACAGAAAUACGCUCAGGAGUUGUUUCCAACGUUCGCCUUACGUAGUCCGCUAGAUCCUGAUCCGAACUCCCAUGAGUAUCAGACGGAAAAGUACCACACAUGAUCUAGCAACUUUACGCCUCCAUCCGGACGGAUCGCGCGUUCAACAAUCGUCUAUCAAUAGAAGAACACGCACAGCUCCAUCAACAGUCCCAGAUGCAAGAGGAAAUUGGAUCGCUCGUGAUGCAGGAGGUAAGGCUGCCGUGAGGAGAAUUAGAAACGCUGCUGCCAAGGCAGAUGAUGAGGAUGGAGAGUCAAUUGAUAUCCGUCUUUCUGAUGAGUUGGGUGAAGAUGGAUCCACGGUAGGGACAAGUAAGAAAGGUAAAGAAAGGGCAACUGAGAGCGAUGGAGAGGAUAGUACCAAGGACCGUACCGGCAGGAAUUGGAGGGCAAGGAAACGACGCAGUUUCACCGAAGACUUGUCGUUCUUGGCACCCUCACCCCCGCGUCGUGUCUUUCCACCGACAGAAUCAACCUCCGAAAGCGACUUCUCAUCCUCAUCGUCUUCCUCGUCUGAUUCCGAAUCGGAAUCGGAAGAGAUCAAUAUUAAGUUUCCGGACCCAUCACCCGAGCUGUUAAAAUGCAUUCACCACUUCGCCAGCCGAUACUAUCGGGAGAAAGGCGUUUUGUCCGAUUUAAGCAGGGGUUACCGAGACGAGAGGAAAACACGGCGCUCCAAAAGUGGUGUGUCCAAUAUUCACGAUCAGUCAACAAAAAAACCGGCGCUGUGGACGAGGGAUUCCUCCCUUGAUGCUGACGAUGAUGAUCAAUGGGAAGAUGAGAAAUAUGAGCUGGAAGAUGGGGGAGAUGAAUGGGAAGACGAAGAAGAUGAUGGCGAAAACGCUUUCCUCAAGGAAGAACAUAAAGAUAUGUACAAAGCUCUUGACGGCUCAGCUUUGGUCGCAAUAGGGAUAAUUCUCCAAGAGCAAAUUGCGCAUACGAUGAUUACCGGCUUCUCUGGCACUCAUGCACAACAUGUGCGACGACGGCACUAUUCCAUAGAGCGAAGUUCUUCCGUACCUUCGCUCGAUUCCGACUAAUAUCGACAUCGCCCGUCCGCG